This is a messenger RNA of Carya illinoinensis, 579 nucleotides long. RefSeq names its product pentatricopeptide repeat-containing protein At1g05670, mitochondrial-like. Gene Ontology annotation, molecular function: protein binding. The record is from RefSeq and is a predicted model, not a curated record. The transcript is spliced from 3 exons. The coding region runs from base 1 to 579 and encodes 192 amino acids. NCBI's taxonomy places the organism in Eukaryota, Viridiplantae, Streptophyta, Magnoliopsida, Fagales, Juglandaceae.
AUGCAUAAGGCUAAAAAGUUCAUGGAUGAGUGUCUGAACAAGGGAUGUGCUGUUAAUGUAGUGAAUUUUACAACUAUAAUUCAUGGGUUUUGUCAGAAGAAUGAUUUGGUUGUUGCUCUCUCAUUGCUUGAUGAUAUGUAUCUGAGCAACAAACAUCCUGAUGCAAUCACGUUUACUACAUUGAUUGAUGCAUUGGGAAAGAAAGGUAGAAUGGAAGAUGGUUUUGGAAAUCUUGAGGAGGCUGAUAAACUCUUAGGUAAUGCAUUGAGAACAACUUCAAAAAUUGAUGCUAAAACAUGUCACAUAGUUAUGGAGGCGUAUUUGAACAAUGGAAUUCCUUUGUCAGCAUAUAAAGUGGCCUUUCGUAUGUUCAACUGGAAUCUGAUUCCUAACUUGAAGUUGUGUGAGAAGGGAUUGAUCCAAACUAUACUGAAUGGAUAUUCCAUAGAGAAGAUGAUUCGUUCCUACACUACAUUUUCUGAGGAUGAAGGUGAUGAUGCAUUAGAUGUUAAUGAGUAUAUUGAUGACGUGGACGAUCUUUUAGAUUACAUUCGAAUGGGGUCGUUUAUGGAUAAUUGA